GUUGGUUGUUGUCUCUUCAGGCUGAGCGGCUGUGAGCUCUCAGAGAGAAGCUGUGCAGAUCUGUCCUCUGUCCUCAGCUCCCAGUCCUCUAGUCUGAGAGACCUGGACCUGAGUAACAACGACCUGCAGGAUUCAGGACUGAAGCAGCUGUCUCCUGGACUGAAGAGUCCUCACUGUCGUCUGGAGACUCUCAGUCUGUCGGGCUGUCUGGUCUCAGAGGAAGGCUGUGCUGCUCUGGCCUCAGCUCUGAGCUCCAACCCCUCCCAUCUGAGAGAGCUGGACCUGAGCUACAACCAUCCAGGA
Messenger RNA from Plectropomus leopardus (leopard coralgrouper), 303 nucleotides. NCBI's taxonomy places the organism in Eukaryota, Metazoa, Chordata, Actinopteri, Perciformes, Serranidae. The record is from RefSeq and is a predicted model, not a curated record.